GGGCGUUUCUCCUGGGCCACAGUACUUCUGGCAUGCUGCGGGCCGGGAUGUGGCAGCGGGCAUUUCGAGGGGCUUCAGCGGGGGUCCUGGGUUGGUUGCGCUCCCGGCUGCCGCCCCUGUGCUGGAAUGGCUGCACCGGGCAGCGCAACGCUCGGGCCCUCGUACGCGGGCUACGGUACAGUAACAGGCCGGGGAGGACGGGUAGGCUGCUGGCAGCGCUCACAGGGGCCUUCUUAUGGGAUGAGGAGCGAGUCCGGGAAGAGGAGAUCGUAAGGCCAGCCGAGGACAUGAAGCGAAUGCGACUGGGAGUGGAGAGGUUCCAGGGGCAGACUUCCACCUACAAUGAAGACCAAGGAUGGGAACUGGUAAUCGACAAUAAGGAAUUCAAACUAUGGAGGCGCCCCAUUGAAGGAACUCACCUGUACCAGUACAGAGUGUUUGGGUGUUACAGAGACGUCACCCCUCGUCAGUUCUUUAACGUUCAGCUGGAUACAGAGUACCGCAAGAAAUGGGAUGCACUGGUCAUCAAACUGGAUAUCAUUGAGCGGGAUGCACUCUCGGGGUCUGAAAUUAUUCAUUGGGUCACUCACUUUCCAUACCCCAUGUAUUCGCGGGAUUACGUCUAUGUAAGGAAAUAUCACAUUGAUCAGGAAAACAACAUUAUGGUAUUAGUGUCACGAGCGGUGGAACAUCCUUCUGUUCCGGAAUCGCCAGAUUAUGUCCGAGUGCGCAAUUACCAGUCACAAAUGGUUAUUCAGCCUCACACAACAUUUGAUGAGAAUGGCUUUGAUUACCUGUUGACCUACAGCGACAACCCACAGACUGUAUUCCCACGCUACUGUGUGAACUGGAUGGUGUCCAGUGGAAUGCCGGAUUUUCUGGAGAAAUUACACAUGGCAACUGUGCAAGCUAAGAACAAGGAGAUUAAAGUGAGAGAUUACAUCUCCUUCCGCUCUCAGGAUUGUGGCAGCGAGAGCCGAGCCAGCCCGGAAAGGAAGAACGCAGCUGCCCAUCCUGCGCCGCACAUGGAAUAUGCAUAACACGGCCAAAGGAAUGCUCAUUUCAUUUCACUGUCAGGGCUGUGCGGACCUUGAACAGAUUAAGGCACUGGUUCAUACCUAUACCAACAGCCACUCUAACUGGAACAUUACUGAACCCCAUACAAGGCACUGGUUCACCAUUGGCUUUACACUGUGAACUUUAAUGACAGCUUGGGGCCCUGAAGAGUUAGUUGGCAGUACAGGUGGCAUUUUUUUUGUUGAGUACGAUCUCUGUGUCUAAAGGGUGGCAGUUGUCAGAAAUGAUGGUAAUUCACUCGUAUUAACGUACAUUGCUCGGAAUGAGAAAGGGUGCUCCUUGUUCAGUUCGUUUUUUUUCUUGUUUUGCUUGUCCCUUCCACCACUGGCAUUAACACGAGAUAGAGAAUGGUGCAUAUUGAGCAGGACUGUUCUGGCAGUUUAUGGAUUCUGGCAAAUGCCAGAGGGGCUGCUGUAAGAUGCCAUAGACAGUCACUAUUUAUUGGGCUGGUGGGGGGCUGUUUGGGCCUCUGUGUACUUGAAAUGCCAGGGCCUAUUUUUAAUCCCAGCGCAAAACUAGUAGUGACUACACUAUGGCUCCUAUCCCUGCCCACAUACAAACUCACUCAUCAUGACUUUGCUUCAAUGUACAUGACCAUAUCUUCCCGGAGGGCCCUGGGCAGUGCCUGAAGCAGUGUGUGCUGUAGGAUAGAUCUUAGAUUGGAUGUUUGACGGAAAGACUUUGCUCUUGAAUGUAAUAUAAGAAAAAUCUCUUUAUGGAUAUUGUUGCUGAGUGUGCACAAAGCAAAAGAUUGUACAAAGUCCCCAAAGAUAAGAAUCAUUGAUUGAAUCGGUUAUCUGCAAGCGUGACGGGUAAUGGUUAAGCCUGUAACCAAGUGUGCCAUCUGCCAAUUAGGUGAUCAGCUAAUAGCCAGCAGGAUUUUGGGCCAUCUGCAUAGCCAAACCCUAUGCUGUACAACAAUGGUGGAUAAUUGCCUAUUCACUGUAUACAAAGGGCUAAUGAACACUCAAGCCUCUCCUAGCUGUAUAACGAGGGUGCCUUUAGUGCGUACUUCACUUCCGACUCUUAGCUGUGAAUCAUUGUUCAGAAAUUGCUGUUUAUCACUUCGCUGCAAAGGCGCAAUACUUUGAGGAACAGAAAAGUAACAUGAAGAACAGUGUGUGUUGUACUAAAGGAGCCUUCAGACGGGAUGUGCUUUAAAAUCCCACCUACGCUAAAAGCAUGCCGCAGCGGUGUACAAGCCCACCACUUGCAAAUCCCUCACCUGUACAAAAAAAUGAAUCAUCAUAUUCAUGGAAUUUACAGAACAAUUGCUUAAAGGUGCAAAUUGCACCCCCUCCAAAAAAAGCAUUUUUGAGAGAAAAAUGAUAAAUCACAGCACUUAGAAAUGCUGCUUUUAGUUUUCUGUUUUUUUCCUCCCUCCUGUUUUGCAUUGUAAAAUACGCCUCUGAACAGGAGAGCCCAUUAUCGCCUUUAAUGACUCCGUAAUGGACCAACCUGUUUCCAAAUUCGAAUUCUUAACCUGAUCGUUGGAGCAGUUUCCCAAUUCUCUGUUAUGCCUGGUGGACUGAUAAGAGAACAAGGAUUUCUAAACCUGUGCCGUCCAUCCCUGGAUCUAUAGCUCCUAUUUAUCGGAUGGUCAGAAAAUGAAGGGGAUGGGGGGCACAGAUUGGAGACCCCUGGAUUAGUAGCACUGAAAUUCCAGGUGUAUUUGCUUUGUUUAUUGAGGAAGUAAAGGCUGGAAUAAAAUUAAAAUGACAAAAAUUGUACUUUUUACAUGAGCUGCGCAGGAGCCUCUCUGUAGGGAGCCCUCCCCAUGUGGUCUGAGCAAUGGAGCAGUGUCCCCAAGCCAUGCAUUGGUACACCCCAAUCCAGGAAUGCUGUGUGCUCUCAGUGAUAGUACUGGCAGGGACAUGGUACCACUGUGUGUGCCUUGGGGGGGGGGGAUCUAUAGCACCUGUCAACAGUACUGGGUUGAAGCAGGCUGCUCCAUCGGCCAACCUUCAGCCAUAAGGAAAAACAGAAAAGGGUAAAUUAGCAAACAUUUCAAUAACCAGCAAGCUGCAGAAUGUUAAGUACAUUAGAGCCAUUAAUUAAGGGCACAGGUAAUGAUUUGAUUCACUUCACGAUCCUUGGAUUUAUUUCGGGUUUGAAAUUUGACACUUUAAUCAGAUUAAGGGGGAGGGGGGUGCAAAUGCCAUCAUUUUUGGUUUGGCAAAAUUUAAUUAUUGAUUAAGGGAGGGGGCAUAUUCCAUUUCAUUAUCACCAGUUUUCUGACAGAGUGGAACACAUCUGGCCUUAUUGAGAGACAAAAGGUGUGCAAAUAGUAGGAAAUAAGAAGUUCUUGGGUAGCUAGCUAAAAACAGGAUUUGAAUGCAAAAGUGCUGUGGAGAGCAGCUUCUGCUUAUUGAUCUCUAUUCCAGCCUUUAGUUCCCCUUUAAUACUUAUGAGGCUAAGGAUAAUGGCUGAGUGCAUCUAAUCCCCUGCAUGUGGGUAAGAGUCCAAGUUUAUCAAGGACACGCCAAAUAUUUAUAAAAUCUGUAACCCAGUCCCUUCUAUGUUUGCACUACUUACCCCUUUUUAAUGUUACAUUUUGGCUGCCGGUAGUUUUUUUUACUUUGGUGAUUGAUUAAAUAUAAAUAUGUACCAAAAUGUCUGCCUUUCUUCUCUGCAGUUCCACUGAGCAUGGAGAUACUGAUGCUUGUGUUCCUAUUAAAGCCAGUGUAGCAUACAGUGUGCCAGUAUUUAGCCAGAAAGGGAAUAAGCUCUCUUCAUUGUUAUAUUUGUACUACCGGUAGUCUGUUUUUUUGCUUUUUAAUUUAAGCGUGAGUGAUUAAAUGUACGCAUUUGUACAAAAA
Messenger RNA from Xenopus tropicalis (tropical clawed frog), 3896 nucleotides. RefSeq names its product StAR related lipid transfer domain containing 7 (gene stard7). Lineage: Eukaryota; Metazoa; Chordata; Amphibia; Anura; Pipidae. Gene Ontology annotation, molecular function: molecular carrier activity; lipid binding. Gene Ontology annotation, biological process: intermembrane phospholipid transfer; mitochondrial membrane organization; regulation of cellular respiration. The record is from RefSeq and is marked provisional. Gene Ontology annotation, cellular component: mitochondrial intermembrane space; mitochondrial outer membrane; cytosol.